Maylandia zebra (zebra mbuna) is the source of this 1666-nucleotide messenger RNA. RefSeq lists its product as uncharacterized. NCBI's taxonomy places the organism in Eukaryota, Metazoa, Chordata, Actinopteri, Cichliformes, Cichlidae. The record is from RefSeq and is a predicted model, not a curated record.
ACACUUCGCACUGUGUGAGGAUGAAGGUGAACAUCUUCUGCUGCCUGUUGGCCUGCACUCUGGGCUCUAAUGUCGCUGCAGGUUUGACCCAUGAAGGAGUUAAGGAGGGGACGCGGAUCACUCUGCGCUGUCCUCACUCUGUGGAGGGUGGAGUGAGGUGGAGCAGAGAGAGUGGAGGAAGCAGAGCUGACAUACUUACAGCUGAUGGAGACAAAACUACAAAACACAUCAAUGAUCCACAGAAACGAUACAGUUCACAGGCUGACGGGGUUCUGAUCGUCCUCAGAGCUGCUCCCUCAGACUCUGGCAGAUACUUCUGUGACCAUGAAGCAGCUGUGGAGCUGACAGUGAUCCCAUCAGGAACAACAAUAGUGAGUGUUGCAGAGAGGAGCAGCAUCACUCUGAACUGUUCUCAUGAUGCUGGAGGAUCAGCUGUUCCCACGUGGAGACGAGACUCUGGAGAAAUAAAUGAAGGAAGGAUUUCUGUUUCCACGGAGGACACAACAUUACGUAUAAGAGAAGCUGAGCCUGCUGACUCUGGACUGUACUACUGUGAUGGAGAACCAGCUGCUUAUCUGAAUGUGACCAAAGGACAGAGAUCUGACACAGAUAAUAAGACAACAAAAACAACAACAACACCUACUGCUACAACUCAUACAGCAUCAGUAACAACUGCAUCACCCCCCGAUGCUCCAUCAGCUUUUCCAGUGCAGAGUUUCCUGAUAGGAACUGGUCUUCUUCUUCUCUCCAUCUUCAUCCUCAUCACUGCCUGCUUCAUGUGGAGAUGCAGGUCCAGCAGACGAGGGACUGACGAACAGCUCCACGUCUAUGAUGAGAUACCAGCUGGAGCAGAACUUCAUCUUAUAAAUGGAGGAUCAAACCACAGUGAUGCCACAUACGACACCAUCGCUGAGCUGCCACAGACUGGAAACGACACCAGUAACACCUAUUUUCCACAUUCCUUGACUGCUUCCACUUUCCAUGCUGGAAAUAAUAAAGGAGGAUCAGACCACAGUGAUGCCACAUACGACACCAUCGCUGAGCUGCCACGGACUGGAAACACGACCGGUUCUUCACAGCCCGUCAACAACACGUAUGUCUUACUGGAGAAACCCAAGAAGCAGGCCGGACCGGUGUAGCUUCACCUGAAUGUCCUGCCGUCAGGAACAAUCUGCCUCAGCACAGAUGUUCAUGGGAACAUGUAACAUGGAUAUGUCGAGAUUAUUCUGAAUUAUUGUGAAAAGCUGUGUGUGUUACUGUUAGUCGUAAUACAACCUGAAAACAUGAAUACAAAAAAAGCAAUCAGUCCUGAACGCUGUCAUCAGGUGAAAUGUUGCUCUGAUGUUUUUAACAUGUUAACAGUACAGAUGUGUGUGUGCUGUAAAACUGUAAAUACAUUCAUUUAGGAAAUUAAGGCAAUAAAAUGUCAUGAAAUUGUUUUUAGAGCCUGUUUCUACAGUGGAAUUCAUCAUCAGGGCGACUUUUUUAAUCAUGUUAAAUGACAUCAAAUGAAUGUUUUUAUGAACCAUUAUUGGUGAUUACAUGUUUGGGAGGUUUACUCAAAGUAAUUCUAAUGAGAAUGCCAACAGAGACCCGGCCUCUGAGAACAGAGAAGUCAAUGAGACUUUUUACCUGGAUUAAAUAAAUAAAAGCGUUGUUGGUUAAA